CAUGGUCAAAACACACAAAUCCGCGCUCUCGGGAGGGAGGUUGCUCCAUACGCGAUUGACUCAGUUGUUGACCUAGGUUUAAAGGUUUAUAUAUUUUUUAAUACCAGUUGCUUCGGCACUCGCCGAAGAACAUGUAGUGUGAAGUGUUGGGUACUGUGACAGUGCUAACAAUGUCAGCGACACUCACCCGAAUCGUCGACACUUUAGUCGAUUCAUCAGGAUCCUCAGAUCCCCGGAUGAAUCGAUUUCUGAUGAAGUCACCCUUGCAAGUCAUCAGCAUCGUAGCCCUCUACCUCACCCUAAUCUUCAAAAUCGGCCCCAUUUUCAUGAAAAACAGAAAACCGUUUUCUUUGAGAACGACGAUAAUCGCUUAUAACGUGAUACAGAUUGUUUUAAAUGCAGCGAUUUUUCUGAAAAUUUUUCCGCUGAGGAGCAAUUUGAGUCUUCUUUGUACACCACCUGAUACGUCAAACAGUGAUACAAACUUGUUAGAAAUAGAAGGGCAUUAUUAUUAUAUUUUACUAAAGUAUUUUGAUCUAGUCGAAACUUUGUUUUAUGUUCUUCGUAAAAAAGACCGCCAGAUUUCAUUUUUGCACGUUUAUCACCACAUAGGAAUUCUGGCGGCGGCAUGGAUUUCCGGCAAGUACUUCCCAGGGGGUCAAGCUAUGUACGUAGCUAUGUACAACACGGUGAUACAUGGAAUUAUGUAUUGCUACUAUUUAAUGUCGUCUUGGGGCGGUGGCACCGGAGGAUUUUUGUGGUGGAAGAAAUAUGUGACGGCUUUGCAAAUAAUCCAGCACUGUUUAAUCUUCAUAAGCGUUUUCCCUUCUGUGGUGAACAUGAAUUGCUCGUAUCCAAAAGGGUGGAUGGCGGCGUUUUCUGUUAAUGUUAUUGUGAUCAUUUACCUCUUUGGCAAAUUUUACAAAGAGACAUAUUUGACAAAAGCAAAACAAAAAUAAUUACUUUUUGUUAAUAAAAUUAAUUAUCUUUUUUUAUUCA
This is a messenger RNA of Zophobas morio, 999 nucleotides long. Its product is annotated as very long chain fatty acid elongase AAEL008004-like. Bases 171 to 959 code for a protein of 262 amino acids. Gene Ontology annotation, molecular function: fatty acid elongase activity. The record is from RefSeq and is a predicted model, not a curated record. Gene Ontology annotation, cellular component: endoplasmic reticulum membrane. Lineage: Eukaryota; Metazoa; Arthropoda; Insecta; Coleoptera; Tenebrionidae. Gene Ontology annotation, biological process: sphingolipid biosynthetic process; fatty acid elongation, saturated fatty acid; very long-chain fatty acid biosynthetic process. The transcript is spliced from 5 exons.